AUGCCAUCGCCUCUCAAGCCGCGGCGUUCGCCGCGCUCUCGCAUGUCGCUCGCCGGCACGGGUUCAGGCGGUGUUCCGCUCGGCGGCUCGUCCAUGAGCACAAAGACCUCUCUUGCUGAGGUCGCUGCAAAGGAGAACAACCGAUCCGCCAGGCUCUCUACCACCAACAAAGACGAUACCAUGCGUGCCGCCAAGGAGCGCGCCACCUCCAAAAAGCGCGCCGCAUCCGUUGGCGGCGCCGAACUCGACACGCUGCUCAAAGAAUCUAGCAGCAAAGCCAACGGCUCUCUCUCCGCCGUCGCUGCCGCCACCACCAGCAGGCGAAAUGCUCCUGCUCCAAGGAAGAGCGCCAUCCGAUCAGUGCCCCAGGUCUUCCUGAGCCCAACCGGUCUCGUCCCCAGCCCAGAGUCCAGGCGUGGUCUCGCCAUGCCAUCCCUCACAGAGCAGAUCGCCCAGAUCGGCAAGUCGGACGCACCUACCUCCUCCUCCAGAUCCAGUCGCUCGUCCAUGCCUCACGUCGCAGGCCCCGAACCUUCAUCGUUCGCAGCGAACGGCACAGGCCGAGCCCGCGACUCGAUGCAAGCCAGCAGCUUCGCCUCACUUGCUGGCAACGCCACCAGCAUCGUAUCCUCAUCUUCGGCCGCCCCUCCGCCCUCGCGCAACGCCAUGACCCAGGUCGUCCGUCCCAAGCGCAGAGUCACGUUCAGCUCGCGCCAGGAGAAGACCGAAUUCGCUCGCGACGAGCCCACCCUCCGCCUCGGUAGCCUCAGAAGAGAGCAGGUUUCUCCACCUUCCACGCCCGCAAGCUCGUCCUCCGCCAGCGUGGGCUUUGCCUCGUAUGCUCAGUCCCAAGACGGCUCCAGCUCGGAUAGCGACAGCGACAGCGAGUCCGAGUCCGAGUCCGAAUCCGAAUCCGACAUGGACCUCGAUGCCUCCAACGAGCUUGCCGCCAGAUCGCUCGCAGCCUCCAUUGCAGCCUCUUUGCCGCACGACGACUCGACCCUCGACGUCUCCGCCGAUACUGCAGACGAGAGCAUGGCUUCCGCUUCCGACGCAUCCGCCAACAUGGACUUCACCGGCACCCACGGCUCGGUCCAGAAACGUUCCAUCGCCGACACCUCGGACGAUCAGGUGGACAUGAGCUUGCAGAGCGAGGGUCAAGACUCGGUGCAGAUGGACAUCACUCAAGCCAUGCACUCGGCACCCGCAUUGAAGCGCAGGCGAAGCAGCACAGCUGCCGACGAAUCCUCCUCAACCGACGGCUCGGCCAUGGACCUCGAUCAGACCGUCACCAUGGAGUUCACUGGCGUCCAUACUGACCCCCAGAACGGCGACGACUCCGAUAAUUCGGACGACAGCGACGUCAGCCAGCGCAUGGACAUGACCAAGGCCAUCACCACAAAGAUCGAGGCAAAGAGGACCGGCGACGCAACCACUACAAUCAUCACCGACUUCCCAGAGCUCAGCAGUAGCGAAUCCGAGGGCGAUGACACCAUCCAGCAGGACGCCACCAUGCCCAUGGAGAUGACGCGCGCCGUUACCGGCUUCAUCCGCGAGAAGGAGCCGGCGUCCAGCGACAUGGAUCUCGUCGACUCAAGCUCCAGCAGGCCCUUUGCCUCUUCCGACGACGCCUCUAUGGCCAUGGACAUGACGAUGCCCAUCGGCCACGUCGUCGAUCCUGCUGCUUCACCCUCCAAGCCCGUCGUUACUCCGGCAAAGUCGCUCGGUAAUGGCGCGCCCAGCCCGUUCCAGCCAACUCCUGGCAAGUCGCCCAGUCGUUUCCGUCAGUCUCUCCGCGGUGGCUUGGCUGGACUCGAGACGAGCACACAUUCGCCUGCGCAGCGCGUGGGUGGCACCCUCCCGCCUCAGGGCCACGUCAACGGUGCAGCACUGCAGGCCGACUCGAGCUCAUUCCGCCGUUCCAUCAUUGGCGGAGUUGCAUCGUCGUCGUACCAGCACUCGCCCGCGAGGCGGGUUCAGGCGCAGGAGGGCAGUCUCACACGUGCAGCCAGCUCAUCGCCUGCCGCCAAGUCCAAGCCUUCGGUGGCCAGCGUCCUCGCCGGUCAGCGCAAGUCGCUGAGCAGCAUCGGUCUCGACCGACCCAACGGACACCCCUUUGCCUCGGCAUCGUCGUCCUCGCCGUCCAAGAUGGCGAGCCCGAAACGCCGCGCUGGUCGCUCCUCCAUCGUCGCCGCCGUGCUGCCGGACCUGUCCAGUGCCGCCACCAACGACGAUUCGUUCCACUCGGCUGUGGAAUCCGGCUUGAGAUCGGCCAACGGAGCUAGCAGCGAAGCGCACGACACUUCCGUCGCUCAGUCUGCCGUCUCGGGAGUCGACAGCUUCGAUGACUACAGCAACGACGAGCGCAACCAGGUUCCCGUCCAGAUGCCGCUCAACGACUUUCUUCGCUUCGUCGGCGUCCACUUUAACGAUGACAUGAGCGCGUCGCGCCGCAAGCCCGUGCCGCCUACCAAAGAAGAGGCAGGCAGCGACGACAAGCCUGACGCCGCAACGCAUGUGCCCGUCUCGAUGAUGCGGCUCGUCAAGGCGGCGUGCGGUGCUGUGCCGCAGCUCGAGGCUCUGCGCGAAGCAUGUCGCGAGAUCAAGGAGCAGGUCGACGACGGCCGCGAAAAGAUGGUCGAGAUGGAGCAGGCCUUCUACGACUCGCCACCGGACUUUGUGCGCGAGAUCAUGGGCCUGCAGAACGAGGAGGAGCGACGCGACAUGGAGGCGCAGUUCAAGCUGCAGAAGCAAGCCGCCCGUGCGCUCGUCAGCGCCGACUACUACGGCUGGCGUCUCGACAAGGAAUUCGACCAGGAGAUGAUCCAGACGCUCCAAGCGUACCACGGCCGGCUGCAGUGCGACCUGCACAUCGUCGAGACCAAGCGGCAGCAGCUGCAGCAGGAGAUCCUGCCCGUGCUUCGCGCCAAGCACGCCAAGCUCAAGGCGGAUCUCGCGCUCGCCAAGCAGCGCCAGGCCGAGAUCGAGACGUGCGAUGCCGAAGAGCUCAAGGGACUCUACUCGAGCAUCGAGGAACAGCACGAGGUGCUCGAGUCGAUGCGCGCCAAGCUCAUGGACGUCGAGGAGCAGCACGAACGUCUGCUCGUGCGUCUCGAGGAGAACCGCGAGAAGAUGGCUGCAGCGCAGGAGAUGGUCGACAAGGCGCACGCCACCGUCGACCAGAUCCAGGGCUACACGCGCGGCGAGGCUGGGCGGCUGCUGCGCGAGAUCCGCAAUCUGGAGAAGCUGCAUCUGGUGCGCAUCCUCGACAACGGCUUUGAUCCGAGCCUGGACGAGGUGGAGGAGGCCGAGGGCGUGCAGGCGCGCGGCGAGCGGGACGUGGUGCUGAUCCUCGACGGCUGGCUGCAGGUGUCGAUGACGCUGCUCGCCAGCAGCGCACGCAACCAGCUGCCCAACAACGCCAAGGUGUCGCGCAUCCGGCUCAAGCAGAAGGGCAUGCGCACCGGCAGCGACGACAACAACCUCGUGCGCAAGCUCGCCGUGCAGAUCCUCCAGGCCGACUUUGACGUCGACUUUGCCGACGUGCCUGCUCACGAUGCGCUCGUCGUCCUGCGCCGCAUCUCUCAGACGCUCAUCCGCCAGCGCAUCCUGCUGGCCGAGAUCGAGCAUCUGCGCUGCCGCUUCCCCGUUCAGCUCAUCGAGGACCACGGCAAGCAUCCGACGUCGAUCCUCGAUGCCUCGCCCGACGCUUCGUCGUCGUCCGACGGUAAGGAGCGCGGAGACAACGAGGUUGCGCUGCAGGCGUCUGUGCUGCUGCCGAACCGCAGGAGCAAGAUCAUCAUCACCGCCAUGUCGGAUCUCAAGGGCGUGGGCGAGAGCCGAUCGAUCUUGCUGGCCGACAGCGUGCGGGUGGAGCGCACAUACGGCAGCGUUGAUGCCGAGGCCAUGUCGCUCCAGAUUUUGGACUGCAUCGAGACGGACCCGACCAUCGGCUCGCUUAGCAAGGCCUUCAUCGAGACCAUCGAGACGUUCGACAGCUGA
Moesziomyces antarcticus is the source of this 4002-nucleotide messenger RNA. RefSeq lists its product as uncharacterized. The transcript has a single exon. NCBI's taxonomy places the organism in Eukaryota, Fungi, Basidiomycota, Ustilaginomycetes, Ustilaginales, Ustilaginaceae. The record is from RefSeq and is a predicted model, not a curated record. Gene Ontology annotation, biological process: mitotic spindle assembly checkpoint signaling; mitotic sister chromatid biorientation; protein localization to kinetochore. Bases 1 to 4002 code for a protein of 1333 amino acids.